Messenger RNA from Dibothriocephalus latus, 405 nucleotides. NCBI's taxonomy places the organism in Eukaryota, Metazoa, Platyhelminthes, Cestoda, Diphyllobothriidea, Diphyllobothriidae. The record is from the annotation of a GenBank genome assembly.
AUGAAAGCCUCGCCACACUGUAUACAUAUUUUGUCCUGGUUGCUGUUCGUUUGUAUACCCUUUGUCCUUUCCUCCCGCUCCCGAUCUCAGUGCACUAAGCAGGUGGACUCGGAUGGUGAUCUGAAGUUGGAUGAAGCCGAGUACUGCUUGCCCGCAAGUCUGGCCGAGAAGGUGGCCUCCGCCGGCGGCUUAGAAGUAAAUGGCAUGACACACGGCCUAAAAAAGGAAGCUCUGGAGAGUGCAAUACUCCGGCCGUUUGAAAAUUCCUCCCUGCCGGAUGAAAGUAGAGAUCUUUUACUAUCAACCGCAUCUACCAACCUUCUUACUCCGAAUGUAUCCGGUCAGUUCCUUUGCACUUUUAGGCCAAGGAUCCCCCCCCUAAGAACUAAGAAUAAGUUCUGUUGA